CUCGCGUCCUGCCCUCUGCCAGCUCUUCCUCGUCCGGCUACCGACCAGUCUGCUCGACUGUCUUCUCCAUAGACUUUGCAUCUGUACAUCUAGCCAUCCAUUUCUCUCUAGGACUCCACGAUAAUUCGAUAGAUUCUCCAGCCUCUCUCCAGACUGCCUGCUGCACUCUAAUCACGAUGUCGCCUGUCGCCGUCUCUCCAGCUCUCGAAUCUCGCUUUACUCCUGUCUUGGAUGCACUUCGCACAGCCCCUACAGCGCCAGAUGCAAAGGCCGCCGCUGACCGCCUUGCCCGGGAGAUAUCCAAAGCUGGUCUCGAAACAUUGAGCGAUGCCAAUAUACUGUCCACACUACACGCAUUCGCCACAAACAAGAAGUCCGGUUAUGAGCGCGAAUCUGCUGCUGUCGCCUUCCAAUCGAUGUGCACUAUCAUUGGUGCCCCCGUUGCACCAUUGCUCCUGCCUUCGCUACCCACUCUCUUCGACCUAUACAUGGACAAGGGAGAUGUGGUUCGUUCUGCGGCAAGCGCCGCCGUCAAAGGCAUCCUGAAGCUGUACCCGCCGGAGUCUACCCGAGUGCUGUUUCGAGCGCUGGAGGACAUCCUCGACAGCGGUAAAUGGCGCACGAAGGUCGGCGUACUAGAUUCUAUCAAGAGUUUCUCCACUACCGCUCGGGACGCUGUCGCGAAUGAGCUUGGAACUACCAUUCCGAAGGUAGAGGCUGCGAUGCAUGACACGAAACAGGAGGUGUCUUCUGCUGCUAUCAAAUGCGCGACAGCGCUCUGCUCCACACUCGCUAAUCCCGAUCUCAGCCCUCAUAUCCCGUCUCUCGUCAAGUGCAUGGCCAACCCUGAUUCCGUCCCUGCCUGCAUCAAGGCCCUCUCCUCAACGACCUUUGUGGCCGAGGUCACCGCUCCGGCACUGGCUGUGCUUGUCCCGCUAAUGAUUCGCGCCUUGAAUGACCGAUCGAUGGAAGUGCAACGGAGGACGGUCGUUGUCAUUGACAACCUUGUGAAGCUGGUCCGGGACCCGAACGUGGCUGCCACGUAUUUGAGCCCUCUUGUAGAUGGUGUGGAUAAGAUUGCGAAGGGGGCGGCAUUCCCUGAGGUCCGCGCAUUCGCAGAAACAGCGUUGAACACGCUCCUCAAGUCCGGCGCGUCCAAAGAUGGUGCUCCCCCAACUCCCCGCGACAUCGUAGCGGAAUCGUCUUCUGUGCUGUCUGCGCUGCUCACCCUGCUGCCCGGCGAGCUUGCUGUCAUCUCUGCAAAAAAUCCGAACGGCCCGCGUAUCCCGUGCCAUCCUCUGCUAAAGGCUGUUCUCGAGUUUGAAGCAGACUUGACGGCCGAUCUGGUCCACGACAGACGAUUCUCGGAUGCAGAGGUCUGGAAACGCUGCAUCGCUUCAUUCCUUGCGCCUUGGUUCACUGGCGGGAGCGAAGCCGCAUCGAGCUUCGCAGAGCUCGUCCGCUCACACUUCUACGCUGUCGACAAGGCAAAGUAUGCAGUAGCAGACGAUGGGUCUUCAGAGGAGGGCGAACUCCUGUGCGACACCCAGUUUUCGCUGGCAUAUGGCGCCCUCCUCCUGCUAUCGCACACGCGCUUACGCCUGAUCCGUGGUCGUCGCUACGGAAUACUCGGUACGAAUGGAUCAGGAAAGUCGACGCUCAUGCGUCAGCUACGCGAUGGAAAGGUGGAAAACUUUCCUCCGCAGGAUCAGUUGCGAUGCGUCAUGGUCGAGCACUCGCUCCAGGGCGAAAAUAUCUCGCUGUCUGUCAUCGACUUCAUCGCGUCAGAUAAGGCCCUAGCUGGUAUUCCACGGUCGAAGAUCCGUGAUCAGCUAUUGGAAGUUGGCUUUGAUGAUAGCAGACAGGCCGAGAUUGUCGGCGGAUUAUCUGGCGGCUGGAAGAUGAAGCUGGAGCUGGCCAGAGCGAUGCUUUACCACGCUGAUUUGCUGUUACUUGACGAGCCUACCAAUCAUUUGGACCGAGCAUCUGUACAAUGGCUCGAACAAUACCUCAUGGCCCAGAAGAACGUUACUUGUCUCAUUAUUAGUCACGACUCGGGAUUCCUUGAUACGGUAACGACCGAUAUAAUUCAUUACGAGUCCAAAAAGUUGGUGUAUUAUCCGGGCAAUUUGUCCUCGUUCGUCGAGGAACAUCCAGAGGCCAAGUCGUACUACACUCUUGCGGCAACGUCCGUCAAGUUCUCCUUCCCCCCUCCUGGGUCCUUGAUGGGCGUGCGCAGCAAUACGCGCGCCAUCCUCAAGAUGACAAACUGCACCUUCACAUAUCCUGGACGGAGCACGCCGAGUCUCUACAAUGCCAGCUGCGCAUUGUCGCUCUCGAGCCGAGUCGGCAUCGUAGGCCCUAAUGGCGCUGGAAAGUCCACGCUUGUCAAGCUUUUGACGGGAGAGACAGAGCCGCAGGAGGGCACUGUAUACAAACAUCCUGCUCUUCGGAUUGGAUAUGUCUCUCAGCAUGCAACGCACCAUAUUGAGCGUCAUCUUGAAAAGACCCCGGUUCAAUACAUCCAGUGGCGUUUCCAGGACGGCCACGAUAGGGAGAUCCUAGAGAAGGCAACGCGCGUCCUCACAGACGAGGAUAAAGCUUUACUAGAGACCGAGUUCGUCGGAAGGAACGGACAAAGGCGCAAACUAGAGCUGAUCAUGGGAAGGCAAAAGCUCAAGAAGUCUUUACAAUAUGAGAUCAAGUGGCGUGGGCUGGAUCAUCAGUUCAACAGCUGGAUACCGAGGGAAGAAUUGCUUCAGAAGGGCUUUGGAAAGUUGGUGCAUCAGUUUGAUGACUUGGAGUCCUCGAGAGAAGGAGCAGGCCAACGUGACACGUCGGCUCAUAUCGUUCGUAAACAUCUGGAGGAUAUUGGGCUGGACGGAGAUAUCGCCCAGUACAACGAGAUAUCUGGUCUUUCUGGAGGCCAGAAGAUCAAGCUCGUCAUCGCUGCGUGUCUCUGGAACAAUCCUCAGAUCUGUGUGCUCGACGAACCGAGUAACUUUUUGGACCGUGAAGCAUUGGGUGGACUGGCCGUCGCCAUUCGUGACUGGGCAGGCGCUGUGGUCAUCAUUUCUCACAAUGAGGAGUUCGUGUCUGCAUUGUGUCCGGAGAUAUGGAACGUCGAGGCUGGCCGGAUGACGCACAAGGGCAAGGUUGCCGUCGUAGAGGAGGCGUUCGCAUUCAAGUCUCCGAAAGGCAGCGGUGCCAACACGCCUGUGCGCUCGCGCCUGCAGACACCGGCUGCCUCGGCGAGUGCCACUCCUGCCGGAAGCGGGGCGGAGGACAAGCCGCCCGGAGAUGGCACCGCGUUGCCUGUCAUCAGGAAGAAGAAGAAGCUGACCCGUAACCAGAUCAAGGCCCAGGAGGAGCGCAGGAGGCUGAGAAAGCUGGCGUGGCUCACUCAUGGUGGCCCGAAGCCGGAGGAUACGGACAGCGACGCCUAGUAGGAUUUUGCGCCGUCGUUUGACGUCUAGUUGUCUUGAUGGUGUCUGUUGAGCUGCAUGUAGCGUAACUUAUUGACCUAGAUUUGCAAUCGUCAUACAGGGUAUUAUCUCGUGGCCGAACGGGGUUUUUCUCGACAUAGAUCGGGGGUACACAGUUAUACGCGUUCACGGUACACAUUGUGCUUUAUAGCAGUACAGGUUAAGCGGAUCGUGUAAUGAGAUUAGUAGUAGUAUGUAUGCGGAUGAGUAGAUUGCGAAUAAAUACGGCGAGCCCUGUGUUGUGUCUAAGGAGGAUGAGCAGGGACAAUAAAUAUACGUACGCGAGAGCGCAACUCUAGACAAUGCCGAACGAUGGAAUGAAAGAGAAUAAGUUAUGUGUAAAAAUAAACUUGUGCAGGCGCGAAGCCCACUCUAAUCCGCUCGA
Molecule: messenger RNA, 3870 nt
Organism: Laetiporus sulphureus 93-53
Lineage: Eukaryota; Fungi; Basidiomycota; Agaricomycetes; Polyporales; Laetiporaceae
Exons: 21
Coding region: 177-3446 (1089 amino acids)
Molecular function (GO): ATP binding; ATP hydrolysis activity
Source: RefSeq, a predicted model, not a curated record